AUGCCGAUCGACUCGUCAACAUGGAAGGAGUACAGCAAGAUGGACGCCGAGUUGGAAGCCCUGCUACCCAAUCUACCACCGAGCAAGUCUUUCGAAGACUACUCAUCGGCUGUCGAAUUGCGUCAGUCUUUCAAUGAGCAAGUCGCUCAGCUGAUCGCAGCUGGUAUUGUGACUUUCCCAGACUGGACCGGGUACCACAAAUCCGAAAUUCAAAUCCCCACGCGCGAUGGCGCAUCGAUGCGUUCGCUGGUGUACCAUCCAGAGGGCAAAGAGGCAGGGCCGUUGUAUGUGUACUUCCACGGCGGAGGAUGGAGUUUCGGGAUGCCGGAGUAUGGCGAGGGUAUGGCGGAAGUAUUGGUGAAAGAGUUGGGCUUCACGGUCGUAAGCGUUGGGUACAGGUAUGGACCUGAGCACGUCUUUCCUACUGCCGCGCAUGAUGCUAUCGAUGCGGUCAAAUGGUGUGGCGAAAAUGCAGCGUCGUUGGGCGCCAACCCUUCUAAAGGCUUCAUCGUGGGAGGAACGUCAGCUGGAGGCAAUCUGGCAGCUGUAGCAGCUCAUCAGGUUGUUGAUGACAAUUUGUCUCCGAAGGUGACUGGCGUCGUCCUCCUGUCUGCCCCGUUGUGCCAUCGCGAAGCCAUGCCAGAAGAGUACAAGCCACACAUAUCCAGCUGGGAGGACCACAAAGACGGCCUGGUACUGAGCCGACAAGCCAUUGAAUGGUUCUAUGGCAACUACAAACCAGACCCUAUGUCACCGUUGAUGAGUCCGUUGAUCUGGAAGAGCCAUCAAGGCCAACCCGCUACGUAUCUGCAGGUUAUGGGGUGA
Messenger RNA from Alternaria hordeiaustralica, 825 nucleotides. RefSeq lists its product as uncharacterized. The transcript is spliced from 3 exons. Gene Ontology annotation, molecular function: hydrolase activity. NCBI's taxonomy places the organism in Eukaryota, Fungi, Ascomycota, Dothideomycetes, Pleosporales, Pleosporaceae. The record is from RefSeq and is a predicted model, not a curated record. The coding region runs from base 1 to 825 and encodes 274 amino acids.